Messenger RNA from Manis pentadactyla (Chinese pangolin), 4876 nucleotides. It is a transcript of the gene NOL9, whose product is annotated as nucleolar protein 9. Gene Ontology annotation, cellular component: nucleus. NCBI's taxonomy places the organism in Eukaryota, Metazoa, Chordata, Mammalia, Pholidota, Manidae. The transcript has 12 exons. The record is from RefSeq and is a predicted model, not a curated record. Gene Ontology annotation, molecular function: polynucleotide 5'-hydroxyl-kinase activity. The coding region runs from base 28 to 2103 and encodes 691 amino acids. Gene Ontology annotation, biological process: cleavage in ITS2 between 5.8S rRNA and LSU-rRNA of tricistronic rRNA transcript (SSU-rRNA, 5.8S rRNA, LSU-rRNA).
AGAUUGUCGCAGGCGCCAGCGGCCAACAUGGCGGACUCUGUGCAGCCGGUGAAGCGGGGGCGCCUACGCUCCACGUGGCUGCGGGCCCGCAAGGCCCGGACCCAGCUCGUCCUCAGUCGUCGGCCUCGCCGCCGGCUCGGGGCCCUGCGCUGGUGCAGCCGGAAACGCUUGCGGCGGCGGCUGCUGCAGGCCCAGGCGGCCGGCGCGGACUGGCGGGAGGGCGGCUCCCUGGUGUGGCGCGCGGCGGCCCGGAGGCCCAAGACCGCAGCCCCCAGUCCGGCUCCCAGCCCGGCCGCGGCCCCGGCCCCGAGCGGCCCCGCGGUCCUUCCCAUCCCGCCAGUGCGCCCGGCCGGUCCGGGCCGCGCGUUGUUGCUCCUACCGCUCAGGCAGGGUUUUACUUUUAGCGGGAUCUGUCGUGUGACCUGCCUCUACGGCCAGGUGCAGGUGUUUGGUUUCACCAUCAGCCAAGGCCAGCCUGCCCAGGAUGUCUUCUCUCCCUACACCCACUCGCGCCUGACUAUCAAUGCAGUUCACUACACGAUGCCUGAGAACAGCAAGAAGGAGAUGAAAAGGGAAGCCCGAACUUUGCUCAGAUCUCAUCUUAACCGAGAUGACAGGAGUUGGUUGAUGAAGAACUUUUCUCCUCUGUGCUCCAUCUUGAUGCUGGAACGUCUGAAAACCUCCACUGUAAACUUCAUAACCAGCCACCCAGGUUUAUCUAACGUUUUUGUACAAGAGACUCCAACUUUCCAAAUUAAUUCUGAAUAUUUAGCCUUGAGGUCUGUUGGCAUUAGAAGAGAGAAAAAAAAAAAAGGCCUUCGUUUAACAGAGAGGAUGCUUUCAGCCGUGGAGGAGCUUGUCAGCGUUUCUCGUGAAGAAGUAGAUGGCUGCCCUAUCAUUCUAGUUUGUGGACAUCAGGACGUUGGAAAGUCAACUUUUAAUAGAUACCUGAUGAACCAGUUGUUAAAUAGUAUUCCCUGUGUUGACUAUUUGGAAUGUGAUCUGGGACAGACAGAAUUUACUCCUCCAGGUUGCAUUUCUUUACUUAAUAUUACAGAACCAAUUCUAGGACCACCUUUCACCCAACAGAGGACACCACAGAAAAUGGUUUAUUAUGGAAAGCCUGCUUGUAAAAACAACCAUGAGAAUUAUAUUGAGAUGAUAAAGUAUGUGUUCAGCUCCUACAAGAGAGAGUCCCCUCUUAUCGUCAACACGAUGGGCUGGGUGAUAGACAAAGGGCUUUUGCUUCUCAUUGAUCUGAUCCGGUUGCUGGCUCCCAGCCAUGUUGUUCAGUUCAGUUUUGGCCGAAGUAGAUACAUGCCAGAUCUCACCCCUGACUACGUAGACAGCAUGGAUGGCCUGUACACGAAAAGCAAGGCCAAAGUCAGAAACAGAGGUUACCAGCUGGCUGAAUUUGCAGAUAAUUUGGAAUUUGCUGACGAAGAAAAGGAGAGUCCACUUGUGUUUACUGGACAUAAACUGAUGUGUGUCCAGUCGGAUUUUGUUAAUAGAAAAACUCCAAGAAACAGAGAGUCACACAACAAAGUCCUGCGUGAUUUGGCGGUGCUGGGUUACCUCGGCCAGCUGCAGCCCCCAGUGCCGCAACCACUUUGUCCCCUGCAUGGUCUGAUACCCUAUCAGGUCCCUUUCAAUGCAGUUGCACUCCGGAUUACUCACUCUGAUGUCGCUCCUACCCAUAUAUUAUAUGCUGUGAAUGCCAGCUGGGUUGGUCUUUGCAAAAUCCUGGAUGAUGUCAGAGGAUAUGCAAAUGGGCCCAUCCUGCUUGCCCAGACUCCGAUCUGUGAUUGUGUAGGGUUCGGAAUUUGUAGAGGCAUUGACAUGGAGAAGAGGCUUUACCACAUUCUCACUCCUGUGCCCCCAGAGGAGCUAAGAAACGUGAAUUGUCUGCUGGUCGGAGCCAUUUCCAUCCCACAGUGUGUCUUCAAGAGCCAGCGCGGGCUUGAAGGGACAAUACCUUACAUCACAACAGAUUACAAUUUUAAACUUCCUGGAGCAUCAGAGAAAAUUGGAGCAAGAGAAAUUGAGGAAAACUGUGAACGGAAACUAUACCCCAGGCCUAAGUUCUAUCGAAAAAUAAACUGAUGCUGAUGUCUUUAAUAAGGGAAGGAACUUUUCUACCAGAAAGCUUGACUGUCUCCAGCCUGACGUCAGCAGACAAUGGGGCUUUUUGGCGGUGAAGGAUGCACUUGCAUAGCAAAUGGUGUUUCCUGUAACUCACGAGUAUGUUUAGGGCAAACUCAACUCUCUUCCUAAGGCUCCAUGACCUAGAGUUCGGCCCUAGGCUCCGGUAUAGCCAAUCAUACUUUGUUUUCUAAAGUGAUAAAGCAGCAAGGAGACGUUUGUACACCACCAGAGCAGAAAGAACACAGUUGAUUCCUUAAAAAGAUCUUUUAAGAACCUGGUUGUUAGAAUCUGGAUAAAAAUAGGUACAGUGGGGCCACGAACACGUACCAGGGAAGAAGGCAGGCUGGCCAGCAGUACUGUGAGCAUAACAGGAUGUGGAGGCAGCGAUGGCAGCUCCCGCAUGCCAGCAUCCCCCGCUCAUUUGAUGCCAUGCGAGUUCUCAUCUGUUCCCGUGGGUCCAGUGUUAAAAGACUGUGUUUGGGCUGUUUCAUUUAAUCAAGACUUGAUAGGUGAAAGUUUGGACUCAAGAGCUCUUCUUUCUUUUUUAAAUCAGGAUUUUAUGCUGCAAAAAUUGCUCUGAAAUCCAGGAAGCUUCUCUGCAGCCUUUUUAAAACUAGAUUUGUCCUUACUGAGUUCUAAUCUGCAGUCAGAGACACGCCGGCAGCGCUGGGCACGAGGCUGUCUGGAGGAAGGACUGGCGGAGCGGCUCUGGGGAGAAAGCCCCCUUCUUGCCCUGGGCAGCCGCGCCUGGACGUGUGCAUGUGCACCAGUGUGUGCCGUUCAGCGCUUUGAGAGGGAACAGGAGGCUGGCGUUGAGAGAAAGGAUGGAAAUACACUGCUGAUUUUCUCCCUGGUGGUUUCACUUCUUUCUCCUCCCGGGCUGGACGUGUUGGUAAACAGGAUGGCCAGGCGGGGUCAUACCAUUUCUGGGCUUCAGUGCUCUGCUGGCGUCUUGUCACCCCCCAGGACUUGUUUUGAUGCCUCAGAGACCAUGUCAGGUCUCCGUUGCCUCGUAUUUAUACCUAAUUUUAGCCUGUGCACAUUUUUCUGUCUUGCAAAGAAUUUUAGCAGAAAAUGUGCCACUGUCAGCUUUGUCUCUGUAUCUUCACAGCAAUACUCUCCCUGGUCGUUACCAGCAGGGCUCGAGAAAUGAGGUGCCCUGUCAUUGGCAUUUUCCUUAAAUCCAGGCUUUCCUUUAGCCUUACCUGCUGGUUGCCUGGAGGGAUGCUUCAGUCCUCGGGAAAGAACACAAGCACUGCCACUAGAGGGAGCUGUCAGCUGGCCACCUGGGGCUGGAAGCCGCUCAGGAGCCUGUACAGGACACUCUCCCGGCGACAGGUUCCUUGGCCAGCCCCAGAGUCCCUGCUCAGACUGGCCCCGGGGAUGUCUGUCUUUUUUAAUUAUCAGUGUCAGUGGCUUGGGCUUUCUGUCAUUUCUACAGUCUGUUGUGUUUCAGAAUGGGGAAUAAGUUCUAGAGUGGAGUUAUUAACAAAAACUCUUAGUCAUUUUUGUGUGUGUGCUUUCCAAAGCAGUACAUGCUUAUUAUAAGAAAAAAUACACAGUUUAGCACAUGGAAACCUUCAGUCGCCGAUUUUGUGGCUCUUUAUAGUCCUUUCAGAGAGAUCUGUUUAUAGGAGAGGAAGAUGUGAAAAUAGACAAGAUUCUCAAAUUCUGGGAUUCAUUUUAUUUUAUAAACAAAGACAGCCCAGUUGUGUCUGUCCUCUGUUAGGCCUGGGGCAGGAUUCAGUGACCCUAAGAUGGUCUGUGUGUGGAAACUGAUUUAAGAAAGGGAAGAGGGAUACUUAGGCUGGCCCUUAGGUCCCAUGGAUUAUGCUUUUGGAGAACAGAACUGGAAGGGGCCUGUGGAAGAGGACAUCUCGGGUUGUCGAGGUUGCCUACUGCCUCCACUGGGUCCCCUCUGUGGGCAGUUACGGAAGUAACCUGACGGAUGGUGUGAAAUCAACUGAUGGGGAGGAGACAGGAUCCUUCUGUUGUACCAGAUGGUGAUUUCUUAAAAAAUUGUCUAUUCGGUAGUUUAUUUCCUUAGAUUAGGAUGUGGCAAUAGAGUGGUAAAGGCAGCAGGCUUUCAUGUUAAAGCUCUGUUUAAAUCCUGUGGGCCACAGGCUGGCAGUGUGACAUUGGGGCGGUCUGUACCGUGAGCCUGUGUCCCCCUUUGAGAUGGGCUGGGAGCUCUUACCCCAGGAUCGCUAUGAGGAGUCCAUGAGCAUGUGGGAAAGGCCUAGAAGUAGCUCAGCGUACAUAGCCUGGCUCUGGUUAGACUGUAAACUGCAAAAGAGGGCAGGGACCAAGAGAGGGUACCUCACAGUCACACUGCGGCAAAGCAGAAGCUAAACGUUGAAAUCUGCAGCCGUCCUGUCUGUCCUGCCUCAGGGCAUGUUUACCUUAAAAGUGGUUUUCUAGCCCGGCAUGCUGUCUUCAGAGGCCCCUGAGGAAGGGUCCUCACCUCCCACUGAGUACCCAUUCCUGGGGGUUUUCAUAAACCCCCACAUUCUGCUUUUAAAAUUGUAUGAAUGACUCAUGUAGAAAAUGGCCCUAAGUUCACCAACACAUAGAUAAUCCCUGUAAAUGCCGUGACACUGUUCCUUAUCUGGUCUUUUCCAGAUUGCAAGUGUGUUUUACAAAACUGGUGUCCUGGUGUAUGUAUGGCUUUCUGUUCAGCCCUUUUUACUUAACAUAGGAACUUUCCUGUCAUUAAAUAUUUUUGAGACUA